Molecule: messenger RNA, 6352 nt
Organism: Mobula hypostoma (lesser devil ray)
Lineage: Eukaryota; Metazoa; Chordata; Chondrichthyes; Myliobatiformes; Myliobatidae
Exons: 6
Coding region: 256-4020 (1254 amino acids)
Biological process (GO): protein ubiquitination; Notch signaling pathway
Cellular component (GO): nucleoplasm
Molecular function (GO): RNA binding; ubiquitin protein ligase activity
Source: RefSeq, a predicted model, not a curated record
GAGGAUUCUGGCAGCCCCACGCUACCGCCGUGUCCCUGCCUGGUGUGCCUUCCCUAAGGUUUAAAAGAUGAAUCCCACAUUUAGCAGAAAAUCGAAGCUCUGUGUGACUGAGCAGUGGAAGUACUGGUUCUUGCAACUAGGAUCAGAUUGAGGGCUGAAACCAGACUUUCACUUUCGAUACUAACAUUCUGGCUGCGUUUUUUUUCUUGUUUUUCAACGCGGAUCUGGGGGUCAGAUGGUCGGCAGAGUUUAAAAAUGGACAGAACCAUAGAGGUGUCUGAUCUCCCCACGGGUAUUUCAAAGCGGAGCCUUGAAGACAAACUCAUGAUUCAUUUCUUGAGGGCUAAGAAUGGAGGAGGUGAAAUCAUCGAUGUGGUGUUCCCAACUGAGUUGCUGUCAUCUGCACUUAUAAUCUUUGAAGAGGCAGAAGUGGCUCAACGUGUUCUUCAAACUGAAAAUCAGAUUCUUAAAAUUAAUGGGAAACAGCACAAAUUAAAAGUGAAAUCUGCUAAUUCUGAGAUCAAAGUUGAUCAGGUCAUCCCCCAUAUUUCUAUGACAAUAGACUAUGGAAAACUCCUUGAUGGGAAAAGAUUAAUGAAAAAUUUGCAGAAGACACACAAAGCUAUCCAGUUUGGUUUUGAUCCCAAAGUAGAACAAUGUACCGUGGGUGGAACAUUCUCAGCCAUCAAGGAGCUCAGUGGAAAGAUUCAUCACCUGCUCACUUUAAGUUCUGACCAAAGCAGUGCCAACUCGAAUGAAACUAAGCACCAACUGCAGGGCAGCCUGGAAAGUGCAGAUUUCAGUGGUUCAAACAGGGUGAGGAAAGAUGCCUGGAAAUCCAAUGCAGCCUCUAAUGCCAAGGGGGAUAGUUUCGAAUCUCAAACUAAGUCUAGAUUGGAAAGUUCACUUCGUAGCAGGAGAGGCAGUGAUUUGCAACAAUUCAAAGAGGAAUGCACUAGCAUUUUAGAGGAUUACACCUUAUUGAUGGAUUCUGAUAUUUACAUGUAUAUUCAGAAAUUUUAUAAAGACCGGUAUCAAAACAUCCUGCACAAAUACUGUGUGGAGGUAAUAGAUAUUAGCAAUGAAGGCAUCACCACAGUACUUUUGCAAUUAGCACCCGGCUGUUUGGACAGCGGAACAUCACUGCAGCGAGCAUAUCAUGAACUUUCUCAACUCUACCAGGAAUUUGAGUUCACGCUUCGCAAGGAACAGGUGGAGAAGGGAAGUCUAACUUCUGAUGUCAAGCUGCUACAGAACAUCUAUAUCAAUCUCAAGGCACAAUUCCCCCAAAUAAAUUUCAGUGAAGAUCCGAAAUAUUUUUACCUAAUAGGCAGCUCAAAUGACUGUUCAUUGGCCAAGAAAUACCUACAGGAUUUGAAAGGGGAAUUGAAAGUUAUUUCACAGAAAGAAAGGCAUGUGACAUCAGGCAGCUUCCCUGAAAGUCACCAGACUACUAACAGCAGUGCAUCUUACUCUCUGCGAGAAUUUAAGGGCAGCGGUUCACUUAAUCAACAUGGUUCAGAUGUCAGAAAGGAUCACAAAUUAGCUCCAACCUUCAGUAGUAAAAGGGAAGUUGAUAGUGCUUAUCUUGCAGGAAGCAGCAUUGCUAAGGAUGAUCUGGUUCUUAAGUCUGAGCAGACAGCUGACCAACUGAUGACUGGCUUCAGUAAGGCAAGAAGUCUACCGACGGACACCAGGAAUUGGGAUCAACAGCAAGUUCCCAAGCACAAUACUACUCCCGAUGAGAUCGUUAUUAAUACUAAUAAAUCAUUAGUCAGUGGAACAGAGCAGUUGGUUACACCCAAAAAAGGAUCUCUUGCCAAGAGCAACAAAGAUUUUUCUGUGUUAACUGAUCAGGCCAAACUAUUGAAAAGUCCUGACAAAACAGGCUGUGAUAUUUUGUUCAAGGGAGGUGAAGAUUCUUCCAGUCUUUGUACAAAUAAAGGACUCCGACAUUUCCAAUUUAACAAAAGCAACAAGGCCCAAGGCCCUGUAAAGCCAUGCCACUUUGAAACAUCAGCUGGAACUCUCUUUCAUCAAGGAGAGCUGCUGGACACCAUGCAGACAGUUCAUUCCAUUGCUACCACCAACAAUUCAGAAGGUCCAUCAAGUAAAACACCUUUGAGAAGAUCCAGUAGUUUCUCUGGAUGCUUGAAAUCAAAAUGGCCUUCUGAAGCUGUCAGCAGUUUCAAAGAGAAGCCCGCUGAAGUUGCGCCCUUCACUGAAGAGCUUCUAGUGGAUUCAGAUGUGUGGUCUUAUCUGAAGGACAUCCAUACAUCCACUAUUAGACAGAUUAUAACCAGCACAAACGUUGUGGUGAAUGAACAGUUGUUGGGAGAUACCACGGAAUUGAAAUUGACAGCACGGAACACAGAUGAUGUCAAAGCUGCAAAGGAAGAUAUUUUGUCAGUUUACACCUGGGCCAUGAAGCAUUUGACUCAGCAGCUCCUUUCUCAUAGGGAUCUGGGCAUUGAAAACAUUACAGAGGAAACUGUGGAGAUUUGGAAAAGUAAACUAAAAAGAAAAUUCCCCAAGGUAAAAUUCAUUGUUUCGCAGACUGGUUUCCACAUUAUUGGCACAUAUGAGCAUUGCUUUAAAGUGAUAGCAUCUUUUAAACCUGAGUUAAAAUAUGCAUCUGUGGAAGACUUACCCUGGAUGGACACUACAUCCAUAUCAGCUUAUAACCAGCAUGCAUUUCUUGAAGCUGAAAAGUCCAAGGACGCAGCAGAAGAGAACCUAACUAAAUCUGCAAAUAGUUUGCCGUCAUUGGGUCAGUUUCCUUAUGACAGGAAAUCUGAAGACUUGAACACUUCAGGCAUCCUCAUGGGUAGUGUCAGUCUGCAAACAAUGGCAAAAAGAGAAGAACAAGCUUCGUUUCAGUCAAAUAAUGAACCUACUGAAACCAUGGGUCAGGGGAAGGCAACAGGGAGCUCCAGCAUUUGUAAUUCUCAGCCAGAUGGAGAGGAGCAGCUUUUGUAUAAGCAGACAAAGUAUCUGAAUGAAAAGGAUAGCCCUGUAUUAAUUUCAAGGCAGGAGCCGAGUCAAUUUAUGAAUCAGAAGAGGUCACCAAAAACUCUUGAUGAGGGGAGUAGUUUUGACUCGCUUCAUGGUCAGGUUGAUUAUAAAUGUCCAAAAAUGAUCAAGCAGGUUGGAGAUGUGGAAGGAAUCAAUGCAAGGAAGACAUUACCAGAUAAAUUUCAUUUUGCAUCCAACAAGCUAUCAAAGGAAAGCCACUGGUACAAUAAAGCGAGCAGCUUACAUCACAGUAAGGUGGACAGCGGGAUGCAAUCAUUGCCAGUGCAUUAUACGGGCAUAUUGGCCUCAUCAUUGCAUCAGGGGAACAAUGGCCAACAUAUCACCAAGUCAGCUACAGAUUCAAAAGACCAAAUGCAAGCAAAAUACGUCGAGCAGCAAACUGAGAGGAAUGAGGAACUGCCUCAAGAAAACAAGGUCAUGAGAAAUUCUCAGCAAGGUCAACCCAGAAGUCCAGCUAUAGGAAUGGAUGCACAAGAGCUAAGUGAACCAGCCAUGGCAUGUAACAACUGCAAGAAAAGUGACGCGUUGUCAAAGGUAGACUGUGGCCAAUGUCAAGCCAGCGUUCAAAAUAUGGUCCCAAAUAAAAAUGAAAGCCGGGGCAUGCCUACCAUGAUGAUUACAGUUCUGAAUAUUAGAUUGGAUGGAUUUUUCAGAGAAAUGACCAUUCAAAUAACCUAUGACAUCCCAGAUGGUAUCCAAGGGGAAAGUGAUCCAAACCCAGGAGAGCCAUUCAAAGGAGGGGAGUUUAAAGCCUAUUUGCCCGAAUCUCAUGAAGGAAAGAAGGUUUUACAAUUGCUACAGGAAGCCUUUAAUAAAGGCCUGAUCUUCAAAGUAGUAGCUGAUCCUCCAAGACCAGCCUACGUGACAUGGAAUGCGAUUCCUCAUAAAACAGCCGUAACUGGAGGUAGACAGAAGAAUGGUUACCCUGACUCACUCUACAUGAAGAAAGUUUUGGCAGCUCUGGCAGAGCAUGGGCUUCAGUAAAAUCACAUGUCACAUCACCCAGCUUGAGAAUGUUUUAGCACUAUACAAGUUUUACUGCAGAUCUUUGUGUAAGCUGAUUGUGUGCUUUCUCUUUUAAAAAAAAGUACAUUCAUGAUAAACAAAAUACUUAAUGUUAAGGUCUGUUACUUCACAGUUGCUUAUUUGGACAUAUUGCUUUGGAUGCUUUUGAAUAAUCAUAUACUCUUGAGAGUUAGUUUAAUGUUACAUAUAGUUUCCAGAUGUUUAAUACAUACCACUUAUUUUACAGUAAUCUGUAUUUUUUAUUAACAAAUCAUAAUAUUCAAUAAACAAAACAUUGUUUGGAUAAAUUAUAUAGAAGUACAAAAUCAGAUGCAUACUUCAAUUCUACUUUACAAGUUCAGAUUGCAACCACAAACUAAAAACAUUUUGGCAUGUUGUUGUUCCUUUCUGCACCUUGUGACACAUUGGGUAGCAACCUUGCAGUUUCUUUAGCAUUUGUCUGUUUUUAUUUAAAAUGAGGCCAAGUUACCAGCUCGAGGCUCCAGCCAGCACGGAUGGAAAACUUACAAGGGGCUGGCCAGAUUUGAAACCAGGUCUCACUGCUUGGGAGAAGCUUCCCCUCUCUCCUCUCCCCUCCACCCCAAAUCUUAACAGUCCUUGUCCUGAUGCUACCAUACCUCAUGCCUGAUGGUAGGAGGAGUCAAAGAGAUCAUGGGAUAGAUGGGAGUGAUCCUUGAAUCCUUGACAAUGCUAAAGGCCCUGCAGAUGCUCCUGAUAAAUAUGUCUUAUAGGUGGAAGCAAGGCCCUCUUAGCAGUCAUCAAUCUUUUGCAAUCAGAUGCCUUGCAAUUCUGGUACCAGCUAAUCGCACUUGCGCUCCCAUCAAAAAAAGUUGUGUGGUGGUAGAGGAAAGGGGAAGACAAAAAUCCAAUGGAAGGUGUGAUACAAUGGGGACAAAAAGAUUGAAUGGCAUGUAGUGGAGCUGCAAAUUCAUGAAUGAAGUUUGAAACUGAGGACACAAAAUAAACAACAAUGGAGAUACAAGAGCAAAAUGGCCAAUUACCUGACAUUAGUAGAUUUUCUGUGGAAUGCUGAAGCCAGUGCAGUUUCCAAAGCCUACAGUGAGCAUUACUGCAUUGCAUUUGGUCUAUAGGUCACUUGUAACACACUCAAACCUCCACUGUUCAUCCAGGUGCUUCAGAUUAAUCACUGGAAGCAUAAUAAUACUUAUGGGUGCUUACAGCCCAUCCUCAGGCUGUUGGUCAUCGAUGCAAACAAUACAUUUCACUGUAUGCUUUGAUAUUACAUGUAUAAAGUUAAAUCUUUAUCUUCAAGCUUUCGAACUUUCUUCAAAACUAGAACAUCUUCCCCAGCGCCACCAUUAAAGGGAAGAUCAUUUGAAUUGAUCAAUUUAUUUGUACUCCACGAUUCCUUUAUCUUCUUCCCCAACUACGCACAUGUUCCAAGUAAAUAAGCUUUUUUUUUAAAUAAAUAAAAUACCUACCACUAAAAUGCACCACCCAUUAGUCAGCUCAAGGCUAAAAGCAGAAGUUAGAGUUACAGGGAUAUGCAACUGGAAGCCCAGUAUCCCUCUUUCAGUGUGAAUGGAGUCUUCCGGUUUAAGAUGGCACUACUGAAGUUGGGCAACAACUUACUGGCAGUUCAUAAAGUGAAAAAACAGAACAACUAAAUACCUUAUCAAUAACACUGGAAAAUUGUGGUAAGCAAUCACUGUAAACAAUGAAGAGGUGAGCAAAGGAGAGGAUGACCUGAGGGUCACGACAGAGUCAGAGUGAGGUCAAGUAGUAGUCAAAGUGAGGUUGGGACGUGGUCAAGACUGAGAUGGGGCAUGCAAAGCAGAGAAAAGUCAGGGUGGAGGAGUUAUUAAGAGCUUGUCCACCCAAAUCGAGAGAAGAGGCUACAGGCUAAAUCAUGACAGCAGGGUCCAGGCUCAGAGUGUAUCGAAGCAACAAGACCUGGAUCUUAGUGUGGAGAACGACCCAGUCUUGGACAAUUUAAAUAUGGGCCAGGUGGACUGAAAAGACAGGGUGUUGGGACCAGAGGAGAGGGUCAGGCUGCUCCACGAAGUUUGCUCCGCUUGCUGCAGUGCUGAGGCUGUGAAGCUGCUCCAGGCUGCAAGCUCCACAACAAAAUGUCCCCCCCCCCUCCCCCACCACCUUCUCUGCAUCUUGGGUGCUUGCUGGUUAAAAAAAAAAAGUAGGUUCUUUCAGGUAACACACAGAAUGCUGCAGGCCAGGCAGCAUCUAAGGUAGUACAGUUGAGUUUUCGGGCCGAGACCCUUCAUCAGGACUAACUGAAGGAAGAGCUAGUAAGAGAUUUGAAAGUGGGAGG